AUGCCAUAUACACCACCUGCUUCCGCGCCUAAUACGCCAACAACAGUUACCACAUUUCCAAAACUUUCAGCGUCUUCAUACUCAUUAAACAACAACAACGAAAACAGUAAUUCCUCUAGUCCAGGUUGGCCAUUGGCAAAAAUCACCUUUGGCUCGUCAAAAACUAAACCGUCAACCUCAACAACGACCAGUCUCAGUCUCGUGUUUGCUACUACCUCACCAAAUUCAAGACCGUCAUCAACACCUCCGUCUACUGUUGCUACACCCCCUCUUUUCCCUUCAAAAUCCGAACCUGUUAAUAUGACUUCAUCACAAAGAAGACGAGCACUCGAAGAGGUAAAAGAAAUUCUAUCAACUUCUCCUCAAUUAUCAGUUUCGCCAAAACGUAAAUCUUCACCGGAAGCAUUACGAAGAUUACAUAUCAGAGAUCUUCCACCAUCUGUUUUGCCUCCGAAAAUUGACACGUCAAAUCUCUUAGUUUUACGAAGAAAAAAUGGUGAUGUUGUGAAACCAUCGUUAAAGAAUUUAAAAUCAAAAUCAGAACCAACCACGCCGACAUGUCCUAAAUACGUUCAUUUCGAUAUGGACUUGGAACAAGUAAGAUUCUUCUUGGAAGCGGAAAAGCCUCAAGCAGAUCAGCGAAAACUUCAAGGUCGUGUACAAGUACAAAAUAUCGCAUUCCAGAAAACAGUUGUCAUUCGAUAUACCUUUGAUUUCUGGUCGUCUGUGUCGGAAAUUACUGCCUCAUAUUCCGAGGAUGCUAAAGAUCGUAAAAAUCAAAAUUUUGAUGUAUUCGUAUUUUCUAUCGAUCUCAUCGACAAUUCAAGAAAUCCAAUUGAUGGACAGACCAUGUAUUUCGCUGUUCGAUACAGCGUCAAUAACCGUGAUUACUGGGAUAAUAAUAAUGCAUCGAAUUAUCAAGUUCAGUUCAAACGUCAGAUGAAACAAACUCCUCAACAUGUAUCAAGAAAUUCGAAACAAAAAUCAUCAAGAUGGUCUUCCCCUUCCAACUCAGUUAUGGUUUCCGGUAAUCUAGAUUCUGAUGAGUUGGCUCGCUCUCCAAUCCCAUCGAAAUCAAUCGCACCAAAUGCCAGUAACAGAUAUGAUAUCAAUCAAUCUUUAACUGCUGCAAUGACAAAACCACAAGCAUCAGCUUACAAUCCACGUCCAAUUGUUUCGUCUUCAACACAACACAUUAAUCAUCAUGUUCUUCCAUAUUCACUCGCAUAUAACAAUGACAGUUUCAACGCGAUCUUUGGUAACUGUGUUGAUGGUCAACCUUGCACUCUCGACACAAUGUCAAGUGACACAACAAAACAAGUCAACAACGGAAAAAAUAUGGAAGGAUCGCGACCAAUUGCUAUCCCAACUGCAGCCUCAAAGCCUGUUCUUGGUUCAUCUUCAUAUUAUGAUUUGGUUGAUCGAUACUGUUUCUAUCAAGGAUCUCCUCAUAACACAGCUUAUGCUAGUAGCCCUCCAGUCAUGAUUUAA
Ambispora gerdemannii is the source of this 1491-nucleotide messenger RNA. Lineage: Eukaryota; Fungi; Glomeromycota; Glomeromycetes; Archaeosporales; Ambisporaceae. The record is from the annotation of a GenBank genome assembly.